Odontomachus brunneus is the source of this 3066-nucleotide messenger RNA. RefSeq lists its product as uncharacterized. The record is from RefSeq and is a predicted model, not a curated record. The transcript has 10 exons. Bases 847 to 2514 code for a protein of 555 amino acids. Lineage: Eukaryota; Metazoa; Arthropoda; Insecta; Hymenoptera; Formicidae. Gene Ontology annotation, molecular function: protein binding.
UUUACGGCUUACUUCUUACUCCAAGCUUACUCCGCAUAUUGUAAACGACGCUUAAAAGGGCAUCUACAUUGGAAGUAAGUAAUAACAAUUAGGAAGCAAGAGUAUAAGCAGUGCUGCAAAAAAAGUGCCCGUGCACGCUGCUGUGAAGUUCACACCGAUAGACGGAGCAGCGUUGUGUGCGUUAGGAGAAGUAUUGAGGGGACACUUCUCCUCGCACGUUGCCGCGUACACGUUCCUGCAAUACUGUAGCAAACAGCUUGUAUUUCCCGCGAUAUCAUCGUGAUAUUGGUGACUCUUAUCGCCGAGAGUCACCAAUAUCACGAUGAGUGAUGUAAAAACCUUUCUGGAGAAUAUCAAUUUAGGAAAAUAGUAGGAAGUAAGAGUAAGAAAUUGAUCAACCACAGUCGAACGUGAGAAGAAUAAUCAACUAUGAUUGGCCAAUUACUUAUUCUUAUUUCCUACUUCUUACUGCUUACUUCUAAUGUAGACGCCCCUUAAAAGGGAUUAUUCUUCUCACAUUCGACUGUGGUUGGUCAAUUUCUUACUCUUACUUCCUACUUCUUACUACUUACUUCCAAUCUAGACGUCCCUUUAACAGACUUCUAUAUACUACCUAAGCUGACUCUCGACGAAAGGUGUUGUAAGCAGUGCUGCAGAAAAGUGCUCGUGCACGCCGCUGUGAGGUUCACACCGAUAGACGGAACAGCAGCGUUAGUGCGUUAGGAGAAGGCGCAUUGAGGGGACACUUCUCCUCGCACGUCGCACGAGCACGUUCUUGCAGUACUGUAGCAAACAGCUUGUAUUUCCCUCCACCGACUCUUAUCGCCGAGAGUUAUCAAUAUCACGAUGAGUGAUGUAAAAACCUUCCUGGAGAACAUCAAUUUAGGAAAAUACUGGCCUAUAUUUAAGGAGAAUGCAAUAACCACCUUUGACAGAUUAUUUCUUGUCACUCCUAACCUAGCAAGAGAGUUAAUCCAACCUGUUGGCGACCGAAUUGUGUUUUUGGAAUAUAUAAGUACACAAAAUAAAGUAUCUUUAUAUACUGAAGAAAUACAAGUAGCAGAAAUUAAUAUUAAAAAAGAAAUAACAAGAAAUGACAAAGAUAAUAUUACUUUCUCCAUAUUACAAGAAAGUGAUAUUAUUGUAAAUCCAACCUCUUUAACAACAAAUAAUAAUGUAAAAUCAAUGCUGAACGAAACAAAAACAUAUGAUUUCAAUAUUAAAUUAUCGGGUUCUGCUUUAAAUUCUCAAAGCAUAUCUGACUCAGACGUGCAAGAGAGCAUUGCACCCAAAAAACGUCAUACUGAUACCGAUCAUAUUCAGGAUUCCGAAAACGAGAAUCCUACACCCAAAAAAUUUUGUCGCUGGGAAACUAAACAGCAAUAUGAAAAUGUGAAUUUGAAGAAGAUUUUGCAGGAACACAUCAAGGAUGAGGCAGUACUGUUUUAUUAUAAACAACAUGGUCUUCUAAAUGGAAAAGCAAGAGGAAUUCUCUUAGAUAUUGUCGCUAAUCAUAUGCUUAAAAUAAGCAUAAGGCCUUCACGUGAUGCUUUUGCACUUGUUAGCCGUAAAAUCUGUCAGUUGUUCCCUACUGAGACUGAGGACACCUAUUACUUUAAGCCAUACACAAAUGGCCCAUAUCAAAAAAAUGCUGCUGGGAAACUUGUUGAUAAAGUACGUAACACAAAGACAUUACUGAGAAAGUUAAGCGAUACACACUUCGUGUGUCACUCCGUGAAGCGGGAUAAUCAAAACGAUUCUGAAGACAGUGAAGAUGAACCUUCUUCCGAAGCAGAUAAUGAAAAUGUCGAAAUAGCAAUCCGGUGGUUAAAAAUUAGCCGUGAACCGUGGCCAGAAGUUAUGAAACAUUGGGAGAUUACGUAUGAUUUUCGGCAAAGAACGCUACUGAAAAAGAGUAGCGUCAAAGACGCACCGUUCCCAAUUUGUGAUUAUUACAACGAGUGGGAAAUUUUAUCACUUCCUCAGGGUUACACUUUGAAUCAGCUUAUAUUUUCUUUGACGUUAUAUCUAUUGCCUUAUAUGAUUCCACCUAAAGACCAAAUAAAAUGUGACUCAGGGGAAAAGCUGAAGGCAAAUAUUUCAGAAGCUUGGAAUGCGUUUAUGCUUCAUGCAAAUGUGCCUGGAGAUCUAAUACCUGCUAUAGAUAGGAGACAGAAAGUAGCCAAAAAACUAAAGAAAAGAGUGCAACCUUUUGUUGCUAUCGUUGGACCCUCCGUAAAGGAAUUUACUUCCUGUUAUGUUGUCAUAGACAAUAUCAAAUACAAAUUUGAUAGCAUCGUGAAGGCUUUUGACGUAUGUUUUAAAGCUAUUCAUUCUCUUAAUACUGAAUAUUCAUAUGAGGCGAAAGAAGCCUGGCUUUUUGUGCAGCAAGCGUUAUAUGGAAUAUAUACUUCCUAUGAUAAAAAAAAUUCUGCAGUAGCUGCACUCGUAAAAUCUUUUCAAGUUCUAUAUAAUAUUUCUAAAAGUAGUCCAAACUUGUUUGAAGUAUUAUAAUCUUGAUUGUUAAAAACUCUAUAAAUGAAACUACUUAUUUGCGUCGUACACAUAAAUACUGCAUAUAAAUAUUGAAAGAGAGAAAAAUACUAAGAUAUACAUCAAAACUAAGAUUGUUAUGCUGUAUAUCUUAUUAUAUCUUAUAUGAUGGACAUUUUGUUACAUGUUAUAUUUUAUCUUAUUGCGUAUUGUAUCUUAUUGUAUAAUGCAUAUAUGAAUUAUAGAAUAUAUGUUCAAGCUUGAUAAUAUCUUUUUAGCUUGUUUGUUUUUAUCUGAUGCUAAGAUUCAUGGAAAACUUAUUUCAGCCAAUAAUUCAAGAUUUGAUUAAUUUAAUAAUCCGAAACACACAUUUCGCCUCUUUCUAUGAAAAAAUGUGACUAGUAAAUAUAACUGAUCUACUUAAUAAACUAGUAGAAUAAAAGUAGUACAAUAAAAAAAGUAAAUAUAACUCCUCUUAAAAAGAGAUUAGAUAAUCUGUAUAUGAGAGGAAGUUUAGAUGAAGAACAAUUACAUUUGUACUGUACAUUCAAUAUGAAAUUCCUGUAUCUUUAA